Molecule: messenger RNA, 501 nt
Organism: Raphanus sativus (radish)
Lineage: Eukaryota; Viridiplantae; Streptophyta; Magnoliopsida; Brassicales; Brassicaceae
Product: classical arabinogalactan protein 2-like
Exons: 1
Coding region: 85-471 (128 amino acids)
Source: RefSeq, a predicted model, not a curated record
AUAAUUCCACACGCCACCAAACAAAGAACAAGAGCUUAAAACAUUUAACAGAGUUUCCAGUUUCAAACAUAAUCAAAUCUAAAGAUGAGUCCUAAGGCAUUGCAAGUUGUGAUCUUUCUCGGUUUCUUGGCCAAUUCAUGUUUCUCUCAAGCUCCAGCCCCGGCACCAACCACCACCAUUUCUCCACCGACGUCGCUUCCUCCCAUGACAGCAGAAUCACCUUCUCCGCUUGCUUCACCGCCGGUUCCAGUUAACGAGCCAACUCCAGCUCCAACAACAUCUCCAGUUGCUUCUCCUCCUCUAACCGAUGCUCCCGCCUCUGGUCCUUCCGACGGAUUAACCCCGACUUUGGCUCCGGCUCCGGGACCAGACACCGGUGCUGAAGCGCCUGUAAGCGCCGCGUGGGCUAAUCAUGCUUUCCUUGUGGGAACAUUUGUUGCCGGAGCACUCUACGCUGUCGCUUUCGCUUAGAGAGCUUUUGAGUUCGGCUGAUACAUUGAU